Messenger RNA from Rhipicephalus sanguineus (brown dog tick), 4704 nucleotides. It is a transcript of the gene fus, whose product is annotated as epithelial splicing regulatory protein 1. Gene Ontology annotation, biological process: regulation of RNA splicing. The record is from RefSeq and is a predicted model, not a curated record. Lineage: Eukaryota; Metazoa; Arthropoda; Arachnida; Ixodida; Ixodidae. The transcript is spliced from 13 exons. Bases 344 to 2476 code for a protein of 710 amino acids. Gene Ontology annotation, molecular function: mRNA binding. Gene Ontology annotation, cellular component: ribonucleoprotein complex; nucleoplasm.
CCCCGCGGCGAGGAGCCGGCACAGUCCUUCUAGCGGGGCUGGUGUUGUCUCCUUGGUGGUGGUGGCGGUUAUUGGACUUUUUGCCGGGUGUUUUGCUUUGGGGCUUGGUCUUUCCUCGGGGGGCUAACUUUCUUCCUGCGUCGCCGCAACUCUGCACAACUGCACCGGGCCAACACGCACUCGAGGGCCGACGACGGCCGACUUCCUUCCUGAACGCGCACACCCCCGCCGGCAGCUGCUGCACAGUCGGACCAUGCCGGCCAGCGCGUGGCCCCGCAACCCGGGCGGCCGCUGCUGAGCCGGGCCACCGAUUCCUCCGAUCAACGGGGACCCCGAACACAACAUGGCCGCCACGAGGUUCGCCGUGGUCGUGCAUCUGGUCACGGCUGGCCAACAGGGAGACGCGCUCGGCAGCGACGAGCAAGACACGGUGGUCUUCUCCUGGCUGGUCGUCGACCUGGCCAACAACAAGGUGGUGGCCGUGCAGCAGAACCUGGUCAAGCCACGCUCCUGCGAUGUCAACGAGAACGUCAUUUCAGAAUCGUGUCGCACCGAGUACGGAAUCUCUGAAGAGCAGCUCAAGAACGCCGUGCCCCUGGAGCAAGUUAUCGAUCAGUUCAGCCAGUGGGCCCGGGCGCGGCUGGAGGCCGAGGCCGGCGGCCAGUUCUACUUCGUGACGGACGGCCAGCUGACGCUGCGCCAGGCGCUGCAUCCGGAGGCAGUGCGGCACGGCAUCCUGCUGCCGGACACCUUCUACCACUUCUUCGACCUGCGCAAGGAGUUCCAAGCAUUCUACGGAAAGGCCGUCGACUCGGUGCAGGACAUGCUGGCGUACCUUUCCUUGGAGCCCGAUGCAUCGGCAGAAGUAGUUACUCGUCAUGUACAAGACAUGGCCAAGGUUAUCUUAAGGCUUAACAUGGACGGGCACAAGUUUACAAAUCCGGAAGAAAUAUCUCAGAGGCUAGAAUCUGGAAUUUGCAGCAAAACCGACGUGGUGGACAGCAACACGGUGGUGAGGGCGAGGGGUCUACCGUGGCAGUCAUCAGACCAGGACAUUGCCAAGUUCUUCAGCGGGCUCAACAUUGUCAAGGGAGGCGUGGCGCUCUGCCUGAGUCCGCAGGGUCGGCGAAACGGGGAGGCGCUGGUCCGCUUCGAGAACAGCGAGCAUCGAGACAUGGCGCUCAAGAGGCACAAGCACCACAUCGGCCAGCGGUACAUCGAAGUGUACCGGGCCACGGGCGAGGACUUCGUCAACGUCGCCGGAGGUAACAACAACGAAGCGCAUUCCUUCCUGUCUCGAGGUGGACAAGUGAUUGUGCGCAUGCGCGGUCUGCCUUACGACUGCACCGCUAAACAAGUGGUGGAGUUCUUCGCGUCGUCGGGAGACGGCAGCGAGGGCUCGGAGCCGCACACGAGCUGCCCGGUGAUGGACGACGAGGACGGCGUGCUGUUCGUGCGCAAGCCCGACGGACGGGCCACGGGCGACGCGUUCGUGCUCUUCGACUCGGAGGAAGUGGCCAGCCGCGCGCUCCACAAGCACCGGCAGCUCAUCGGCUCCCGAUACAUCGAGCUCUUCCGAAGCACCACAGCAGAGGUGCAGCAGGUUCUGAACCGCACCAUGGACCCGCGGACGUACGACACGGCGCAGCCGCUGAUCGCGUCGCUGCCCCAGGUGCCGCUGCUGCCGCAGCAGAUGUUGCCGUCGCGCUCGUCGCGCAAGGACUGCAUCCGGCUGCGCGGGCUGCCCUACGAAGCGCAGGUCGAGACCAUACUGGAGUUCCUGGGAGAGCACUCGCAGGCCAUCGUCUACCAGGGCGUGCAUAUGGUCUACAACGCACAGGGCCAGCCGUCCGGCGAGGCCUUCAUACAGAUGGACUCUGAGGACUCGGCCUUCCUGGCGGCACUUCAGCGCCACCACCGCUACAUUAUGGGCAAGAAGCCGCGUUACAUCGAGGUUUUUCAGUGCUCCAUCGACGACAUGAAUCUGGUGCUCACCGGGGGAAUCCCAGUACAAAGGCCCCUGCUAUCUCCAGCGGCGGCGGCGGCGGCGGGCGCGAUGUUGCCGCCUGCGCCGUACGGCGCCUACCCGUACGUGCAGCCCCCGGCGCCCGUGCUGCCGGCGGCCACCAUGACGACGCUGGCGCCGCGGGUGUCCACCUACUACCCGCCCAUCUUCUACUGGUCCUACCCGAGUCCCCCGGUGUCCCCAACCACGUACUACCCCCACUCGGCAGGCCCCACCAUGGUAAUUUUGCGCGGCCUGCCGUAUAGCUCCACGCCCCAGGACAUUCUAACCUUCUUCCAGGGCUUUCCAGAGCUCACGGCCGACUGUAUCCAGAUCCAGCGCAACACGGACGGGCGUCCCAAUGGCGAAGCCGUCGUGACCUUCCCCAGUCGCGCGGAGGCUGAGCGAGCCAUACAGGAGAAGAACCGCCAGAACAUCGGCAGCCGAUACAUCGAGCUAUUCAUGGCGUGAUGACCUGCCCAGCGGCGGCGCCCAGCAAUGCUCUCGUGUCUACGUGCCCCAAGGACUUGUUUCAUCAGCGCCGAACUGCCACAUUUAUUUCUCGGUGGACAAUAACGUCCUUCUGUCCCGGUUCGGCUCGCGAGCCUUCGCCAUGGCGGCGACGAUUGGCCCGAGCCCCUUCUUGCGGUCCAGCCAGCGCGCUGGACUGUUUCACCCCGUCUGUGUUGCCCGUCUCUCUCUCACCCACAAUUUUGUAUUUUCGGCUUAUACCUCCACUAUUCUGUUCCUUUUCUUCUGUUUCUUUAAGCGUACUGUUUCAUUUUAUGCGAUUGCCGUGACGUUUCUUUCCAUUUUUGUUCUUAUUCCGAGUGAUAGCGUACAGCCCGAGGCCCGCUAGACAAGCCCCGCACGCGGACCCAUGGUACCGCCAAGCGAGAUCUCGUACUGUGCCUACUCUUUAUUGAGAUACCGCAAAGUUAACAGCAAAAUCACGCUGGUCUUCCCGUAGUGCGUCCAAUGUCAUUAUUAACCAAACUUCAACAAGUUACUUUAAGUGUGUUUGUGCUAGUUUGCAAAGUCCCCGUGCACUAUCGAAUAUUUUUUUUUUUUUUUUUGCGUCACCGUCAUACCGUGCCGCAGUAUUUACCAGUGAACGCCUUCCACAUUAUGUGUUGAGACAAGCCUGACUUGGCCGCUGUUGUACAACACGUGUGCAUUCACAAAACGUGCCUUAUUCAAGUGUCCUUUCUUCCUUGAGCCGUUCUAGUGCCGACGUACAGCUGUAAGAGCACAGACCGAAUGGCCUCUUUCUUUCGCAAAGCAAACGAGAUACCAGCACGUCUUCGUCUGCGCGGAGGGCACCCUCGGAGGCCGCCAUCUUCCUGCCCUCCAACUCAUCAUUUGGUCCGCGCUUGCGACGGCGCCCCAUCGUCCCGUGAUAAGCGGCAUCCAGGAUGGCUUCUCCGUGUGUUUUGUCCGUCUUUGUUUGUUUCUGUGUCGUCGAACCAUGCACGUCCGUCCAGCUACCGACCUUUAUUAUGCAUUUCUGAGCGCCGUGUUAGAGCGAAAGAAUAGAGCUGAAAGGGGGCAACAGUAUUCACAUUUUGCCCCAUGAGUGUGUGUGCCUGUUCUGUAUGUGCGCGCUCGUGCCUUCACGCGGUUUCUUAAAACCGCUUCGUUUGUUGUCGUCCAUAACGACAUAAAAAAAUGGCCGCGGACACAGUGCAAGACGUAAAGAAAAAAAAAAAAAAAGAAGCAACCAUGCAAGUGGCACCGAACGCCGUGGUUCCGUGUGACCCUACUGUUAUUUAUUUUACGAAACAGUGCAAUUGUAUAACUCCCCCCGCCCGUGAGGCGAUUGCGACGCGAGUGGUCCAGUCUCGUGAGGCGAUUGCGUCGCAUUGUCGCUGCGAGCGCGCGGCUUGUAGCCGCGGCUCGGAUGCUUCCGAGGGCGCGUCCGCCGCGGGUGCUUCUUGGGAGCAAAAAAAAAAAAAAAAUGCUCCGCGGCCCCGGCACUGCCAGCGCUCCCUGCAAGGCCCCGGUAGUGCUCUAGUUCGUAAAAGAAAACCGAAGCUAAAUGCCGCGUUUUUCUUGUGCUCGUUCUUUUCUAGUUUUCCACUUUAUCCUGCCACGUUAUCCAUGUCACCCCCGCACAUUACUUUCCUCGUUAGCACCCAGUGCCGUUUUUUUUUUUUUUUUGCAUUUCGUGUGUUCUCGCCGACCGUCUAAACUCGACGUCUUCUCUGUGUUUAUUUGCAGUGAUAAUCAUACACCGAACCUCUAUUAUUUUGCUUUCUUUUUUCUCGUUUAGCAGAGCAUCUUAAUGAAUUGCUUUAUCGCUCUUAUAUGUGUCUCGCCUUUUGAAUUGUGCGUGCGCGUAUGAUAUUUUUUUCUUUUAUGUAUAUAUUAUGCUUCGUCUGCACAUUCUAUUUUGCCCCUUCCCGAAUGAUUUCACCAACUAUAAGUGUAGUAAAUGUGUACAUAUAUAUACACCACCACCUUUCAACGAAGUGACAAUGACCGUACCUAUCCAUCUUGGUCGGCCGGAUUUUUGUCUCAAAGUUGGAACCUUAGUCGACGUUCAUGUCUCGCAAAACCAGUUGUGUGUUGUCCUUAAGUAUGUCCGUGUUCAGAAAAAAAAAACUCAAAGAAAAAAAUGUAAAAUGUCGAAAAAAAAGAGAAAACGUUGAAAGAGCUUUCCGGCUUCUCUCAAUAAAGAACGUAAUUAUAAAAAAAAA